Carassius carassius (crucian carp) is the source of this 1121-nucleotide messenger RNA. Its product is annotated as PDZ and LIM domain protein 1-like. The coding region runs from base 111 to 1079 and encodes 322 amino acids. The transcript is spliced from 7 exons. NCBI's taxonomy places the organism in Eukaryota, Metazoa, Chordata, Actinopteri, Cypriniformes, Cyprinidae. Gene Ontology annotation, biological process: heart development; actin cytoskeleton organization; muscle structure development. Gene Ontology annotation, molecular function: muscle alpha-actinin binding; actin binding. Gene Ontology annotation, cellular component: filamentous actin; Z disc; stress fiber. The record is from RefSeq and is a predicted model, not a curated record.
AAGUGAACGCCCUUGUCCCGCUACUGUUACAGUGCUCGAAACUGCGGAGUUCAGAGCACAGAUUACAGUGCACUAUACGCCACCCGUUUAGGCUACGUGUUGGAAAUAUAAUGCCUUUAAGGGUUGUUUUACAAGGUCCUGGACCGUGGGGCUUCCGUCUGGUCGGGGGAAAAGAUUUCGAACAACCUCUGACAAUCUCGAGGGUGACUCCAGGAAGCAAAGCGGCUCAAGCAGACCUUUGUAUAGGGGACAUGAUCCUGUCCAUAGAUGGAGAAUCAACAGAAGGCAUGACUCACCUGGAAGCACAAAAUAAAAUCAAAGCUUGCAUAGAGGAAAUGGUGCUUUCCAUUGACAGAUCAGAGUCAAAAAUGUGGUCCCCACUGGUAACUGAAGAAGGAAAGACCAAUCCAUACAAGAUGAAUCUGGCAAAUAAAGAAACACAGGAGAUGAAACAUAUAGGCUCUGCUCAUAACAGAAGUGCCAUUCCUUUCAAUUCUGGCAGUCCGAGGUUGGUCACCAACAUGUACAAUAACCCUGCUGGCCUGUAUUCCUCUGAAAACAUGAAGAGUUUUAACAGUGCAGUGGAUGGCGUCCAGACUUCUGCUGCAUCCAGUGAAGCCAGUAGGAACCCAGAUCCCUGUAGACCAGGCCAGCCAAUACCUGCAUUAGCUGCAGACUCUGAAGUGUACAAGAUGCUGCAGGAGAAUCAAGAAUCCAAUGAGCCUCCUCGCCAGUCUGCCUCUUUUAAAGUUCUGCAAGAGAUCCUGGAAACUGGUGAUACAGAUAAACCCUCAGGCUUCAGAAGUGUCAAAGCCCCCACCCCAAAAAUUGGAGCCUCGGUUGGGAAUCCUGAAAAGCUCUCUCUUUGUGACAAAUGUGGUUCAGGGAUUGUAGGAUUGAUGGUCAAAGUUCGAGAUAAGUUUCGCCAUCCAGAAUGCUACGUCUGCACAGACUGCGGGAUCAAUCUUAAGCAAAAAGGACACUUUUUUGUCGAGGAAAAGAUUUACUGCGAGAAACACGCACGUGAACACGUCACUCCGCCAGAGGGUUAUGAUGUUGUCACUGUUUUUCCAAAGUAGAAUGUUUCCCACAUUCUACUUUAAAACUGCACAUUCCCUUAU